Messenger RNA from Arabidopsis lyrata subsp. lyrata, 1924 nucleotides. RefSeq names its product cytochrome P450 705A5. Lineage: Eukaryota; Viridiplantae; Streptophyta; Magnoliopsida; Brassicales; Brassicaceae. Gene Ontology annotation, cellular component: membrane. The record is from RefSeq and is a predicted model, not a curated record. The transcript has 2 exons. Gene Ontology annotation, molecular function: oxidoreductase activity, acting on paired donors, with incorporation or reduction of molecular oxygen, NAD(P)H as one donor, and incorporation of one atom of oxygen; heme binding; iron ion binding. Bases 256 to 1761 code for a protein of 501 amino acids.
UUUCUUAUUUACAAGACUCAUAAGAUCCACGUGUAACCUUAGGUGUCAGUUCGUUGGGUUUUUGAAGAUUCUUUUUUCACUUAUUGAAUGAUCAUUAUGAUCACGAGUGUCAAGGAACUUCUGAUCCGAAACGUUUCUUGUUAAAAACUUUCCAUUAUUUACGUUCUUCAAGAAAGAAAACAUUUUGCUUAAAAGCAUCAUAGAUUGUUGAUAAGAGGAGACUCUGUUUCAUCUGCCUCAUCGUUUUGAGCAACAAUGGCAGUAAUCAUUGAAUAUCAAAACUACUUCAUAUUUGUCCUCCUCUGCUUCUUUUCACUCCUCUUUUACCCUCUCUUCUUCAAGAAACCAAAGGACUCACAAGGUGGGUUUGAUUUGCCUCCAAGCCCUCCUUCUCUGCCAAUCAUUGGUCAUCUUCACCUGCUCCUCUCUACUCUAACCCACAAGUCCUUACAGAAACUCUCCUCCAAGUAUGGACCUUUCCUCCAUCUCCGUAUCUUCAAUGUCCCUGUAAUCUUUGUUUCCUCGGCUUCUGUAGCAUACGAGAUCUUCAGGGCACAUGAUGUGAACAUCUCUUUUCGCGGCAACCCUCCUGUCAAAGAGUCCCUCUUGGUUGGAUCUUCUGGCUUUUUCACCGCUCCUUAUGGCAAUUAUUGGAAGUUCAUGAAAAAGCUAAUGGUCACGAAGCUGCUCGGACCGCAGGCACUCCAGCGGUCACGAGGCAUCCGUGCAGAUGAGCUAGAACGGUUUUACAAGCACCUUCUUGAUAAGGCAAGGAAGAACGAGAGCAUUGAGAUUGGUAAGGAAGCAAUGAAACUCAUUAAUAACAGCAUCUGCAAGAUGUUUAUGGGGAGGAGUUGUUCUGAGGAAAAUGGUGAGGCAGAGAGAGUCAGAGGCUUGGUGACCGAAUCGACUGCCUUGACAAAGAAGAUCUUUAUGGCAAACAUGUUGCACAGGCACCUUAAGAAGCUCGGAAUAUCACUGUUCAAAAAGGAGAUAAUGGGUGUUUCUUGCAGAUUCAACGAAGUGCUGGAGAGGAUUCUUGAGGAAUACGAAGAGAAACUUGGAGCAGCUUACCGAGACAAAAAUGCAGAGUGUAAGAUCACUAGGAACCACAUUAAGUCGUUGUUCGUGGAUCUUGUCGUUGCAGGCACCGACACUUCAAGACAUGCAACACAGUGGACAAUGGCAGAGAUAAUUAACAAGCCUGCGAUUCUUGAUAAAUUAAGAGAAGAAAUCGAUUCUGUUGUAGGGAGAACAAGGUUGGUUCAAGAAACAGAUUUACCAAGCCUACCAUAUUUGCAAGCUAUUGUUAAGGAAGGACUGAGAUUGCACCCUCCCGGGCCUCUCUUUGCAAGGACAGCUCGAGAAGGGUGUAGGGUCGGAGGAUUUUAUGUACCCCAGAACACACCACUUGUUGUUAAUGCUUAUGCUAUGAUGAGAGAUCCUGAUACUUGGGAAGAGCCCAAUGAGUUUAAGCCAGAGAGGUUUCUAGGUUCAGGAAAAGAAGAGGAGAGAGAGCAUGGACUUAAGUACAUUCCUUUUGGUAGCGGAAGAAGAGGCUGUCCUGGAGUAAAUCUAGCUUACAUUCUUGUUGGAACGGCGAUUGGAGUGAUGGUACAGUGCUUUGAUUGGAAAAUCAAAGGAGAUAAAGUUAACAUGGAAGAGGCUCGUGGAGCACUGGUCUUGACCAUGGCUCAUCCCCUUAAGUGCAUUCCUGUUGCUCGAACCCCGUACAUGCAGUGUCGCGGUGAACUUAAAUGAAGACUUCAGCUUUCCAUCAUUUCACCUUUUCAUGUUUUGUUUCAUGUUUAGUGUCAGAGAUAGAAACAUGUUGUUGAUUAAUGUCAGAUAGCUGUCAUCAAUUAGUUAGGGUUAGUUAGCUAGCUAGUCACUUGGAUAGAUAGAGAUUUAUUUUGACGUUUUA